AUGGACGUACCAAGACGAUUUUUCGUAGGUUUAUUGUUCGUUUCGGUAACUUAUCAGUCUGGUCACCCUUUCGCCCCAAGGCUGACUGAUUCUGGGGGCAAAAUGUCGGUCCUUCCAGCUUUGCCACAAAUGAUAUGUUUCGGCGAUUCGCUGACACAGCGUGGAUGGAGCUACGAUGGUGGCUGGCUUGCCAUCCUGGCGGACAAUUUCGUUCGGCGUGUGGAUAUAAUCGGUCGAGGAUACUCCGGGUAUAACACACGUAUGUGCCGUCAGAUUCUGCCGGAUCUGUACCCUGACCGGGCGUCAGUGGCAUUGUGUCGUAUGUUUAUCAUCUUCUUGGGCGCAAAUGAUGCGAGUAACGCGGAGCAGCAUGUGCCAGUUGAUGAGUACAAGGAGAACUUGAAAACAAUGGUUAGCUAUCUAACUGAACUUGGCAUUCCAAAAGACCACAUUAUGUUGAUUAGCCUCCCGCCCUUAGACGAAGCCAGAUGGGGGAGUCGGCACAUUGCGGAAGGCACACCACUCGAUCGGGAGUUGAAAAAUUGCCCAUUUUACGCCGCAGCGUGUGAGGAAGUUGCUGUGAACGAGGGGCUCCCUUACGUCAACUUGUUCAAAGCCAUGUUUGCGCAAAACGUCAGACAUUUACUCACUGCUCGCUAACUGUUGGCUUUCCGUCGUUGAACUUGCAGCGUUCGUAUGCUGAGUAUUUUCCGAAGUGUUAUAUCCGAUGUUUGUAUCAUGCUGUAUACUGCAGAACAAGUUAACUGGUAUUCACCCGCCGGGCAUAACUUUUGUGGGCUUCCUGGUAGAGCCACAUGGCAUCUUACGCUUUCAUGCUGUGAACAGUCGGACAGUUUUCCAUUAUCCACUAUCUACCUGUGUGAUGCAACUACACAUUGUGUGCUGUUUCGCCAACUGGAACUGUUUGGAAUUGGCGAAGUUGAAAGUGGUGUGGCUAGGUACAUCCCACUUAUCAACUCGCACGUUGGGAACUCUAUGGGUUUUCAAUGUGGAUUGAGAAUGGUUGAGUACUGGCUGAAUUACUUAUUGAACUCGGUGAUCCUAUCGCAAACAUGUUUUGUCAUCCACUGAGUGCGCUGUUGCUUAAUCAGUUGAUUCGAAGCAGUUGGCUGUCGUAUGACGUUUUUGACGACGUUUUUCGCUGGCUUCAAACUACGAUGGGUCGAAAAAAUCCGUAUAUACUAUGGUUCCAGUAGCUUUUACUGUUCAACUUUAACCACCAGAAAACACGAACCAUUCUAACAAAUCUUUUUGAUUGCGGUCUAUAGCGGACUGGAUCCAAUUUUUCAACGAUGGCCUCCAUUUUUCCAGACGAGGUUCUGAAUUUUUGGCACAGAUAUUAACCUCUAUUUUCAACGACCUGCUAUCUGACUGUCCAGUUCGACUGCCGGAUUGGAAGAUGAUAAACAAGGCUAAUCCGACCAUAUCCUUCCAACAAUACAAGGACGAAUGGCUGAAGACUUGAAAGUUAGCAACAAUGAAGAUUUUUUGCAUCAUGCUGUGAACGAAGAUCAUCUCGAGCCAAUAAAUCAUCCGAUACAGAUUUCGUGAACCCGAUUGGCUAACGGACUAUUAUCGGCGGCCCAUACUGUAUUCAGAGAACAACUUUUUUGAGUAUCAUACCAG
Opisthorchis viverrini is the source of this 1647-nucleotide messenger RNA. RefSeq lists its product as hypothetical. The record is from RefSeq and is a predicted model, not a curated record. The transcript is spliced from 8 exons. The coding region runs from base 1 to 660 and encodes 219 amino acids. NCBI's taxonomy places the organism in Eukaryota, Metazoa, Platyhelminthes, Trematoda, Opisthorchiida, Opisthorchiidae.